Messenger RNA from Strongylocentrotus purpuratus (purple sea urchin), 1565 nucleotides. Its product is annotated as serine/threonine-protein phosphatase CPPED1. Bases 250 to 1140 code for a protein of 296 amino acids. The transcript is spliced from 6 exons. The record is from RefSeq and is a predicted model, not a curated record. NCBI's taxonomy places the organism in Eukaryota, Metazoa, Echinodermata, Echinoidea, Camarodonta, Strongylocentrotidae. Gene Ontology annotation, molecular function: hydrolase activity.
UUCGCCAUUGCUUGCAAGAGGGAAAAGAUGUGGAUUUGUUCUCGUGUUCAUCGGGGAAGGCCAGGCGGUGUCGAAAUUCUGUGAAUUACGUGCUAGAAAACUUGCAAGAAAUGAUGAGAGCACAAAGUAUUUAGUCUGUCGGCAAACAACUUUACGAAUGACUACAUUUUUCAUCACAGUCUCCAGAUCUGCUUAUUUAUUGUAUUUUACCAUUUCACCGGACGUUUUGGUUUUGUGCUCAGCUCAGAAAUGUCCGAUUUCAAGAUUGAAGCAAGGAAUCGCCAAUACCAUGGAUUCUCUGGUAAUGAAGAGUCCUGGGAAGGUCCGUACAUGUUUGUGGUAGGAACGGACCCACAGUAUGGCAUGAUUGACACCAUGGCUGGCAAGAAAGACAUUGGGUGGGACCAGGAGGUGGAGCUAACCAGGAAGGCCAUCGAAGCGGUCAAUGCCAUGACACCAAGACCAAAGUUCUUUGUAGUGUGUGGAGAUCUAGUACAAUGCACUCCAGGAGAAUACCUUAGAGAUGAGCAAGAAGCAGACUUCAUCACAGAGUUCUCCAAGCUGAACUCUGAGAUUCCUCUUGUGCUCGUCAGUGGUAACCAUGACGUUGGUAGAAUACCAGAUGCAGCAUCCAUUGCAUGCUACACAGAAAGGUUUGGAGAUGAUUACUACAGCUUCUGGGCUGGUGGAGUACGCUUCUUAGUUCUCAACACUCAGCUCUAUGACAAUGACAGCAAAGCCAAGGAGAUAAGAGCACAACACGACGAGUGGCUGCUGAAAGAACUUGAAACAAUGAAAACAUCAGGAUGCAAGCAUGCAGUGGUAUUCCAGCAUAUUCCAUGGUUCCUUCAGAAGCCAGAUGAAGAGAAGGUCUAUUUCAAUAUCGAGAAGGAAUUCCGUCUACAGAUGCUGGAGAAAUUCAAUGAUGCUGGAGUAAAAGUGGUCUUCUCGGGUCACCAGCACCAGAAUGAUGGUGGAUUCUACAAGGGAUUGGAGCAGGUUGUGACCUCUGCGAUGGGCUGGCAACAGAGGGCAACAGACACACCAGGCAUCAGGAUUGUAAAGGUCAAAGAAGAGGGUAUCACACACCAGUAUUAUGAGAUGGAUGAUAUUCCAACUACAAUAGACUUGAAAGAAUAGAUUGAAGGAAAACAGGGUAAAAGGGAGUUAGAUGAAGAAAAAUGAGGAGAGGAAGGGGACAGAGAAGGUAAAGUGAGAUAUAUAUAUAGAGAGAGAGAGAGAAAAAAAGAGAAGGAGAGAGAAAAAGACAGAAAGACAGAUAGACAGCUAGAUAAAUAUUAUCAAUCUCUUGUGUCAGAAUUCCCUUUCUCUUUAAAUUGUGAACAGUGUGGCCAGAUAGUUUGUUUUGCCAACUCCACAUGAACAAGACUUUAUUUUAUUAUUUUUCAACAUGUUCAUAUCCCUUCAUGUGAUGAUGCAUUAAUUAGUAUGUCACUAGUAGGAGUACCUGGGGAGAACCAAACGAAUGUAUUAUGUUAGAUGAUCUUCAUAAUCAUGUUUAUAUCACCAUUUGAAUAUUCAGUGAACUGUGAAUAAUAAUAUGU